This is a messenger RNA of Echinococcus granulosus, 2046 nucleotides long. RefSeq names its product Zinc transporter ZIP10. Lineage: Eukaryota; Metazoa; Platyhelminthes; Cestoda; Cyclophyllidea; Taeniidae. Gene Ontology annotation, biological process: zinc ion import across plasma membrane; intracellular zinc ion homeostasis. Bases 1 to 2046 code for a protein of 681 amino acids. The transcript is spliced from 11 exons. Gene Ontology annotation, molecular function: zinc ion transmembrane transporter activity. Gene Ontology annotation, cellular component: membrane. The record is from RefSeq and is a predicted model, not a curated record.
AUGGUCCAGUUUGCUCCAGCAUGGGCUGACGGGUUGGGAUCCCGGCUGGGGGGUCGACGCGUAUCCGGAACCCCGGUUGGGAGUUCUAGGCGCUGUCGGGGCGUCCUCAAUUCGUCUCACCUUCCAGGCACGAGGCCUGGACUCAUCAUCGUCGCGUUGGGGGUGGCCAUUGGAGUUUGUGGUGUACACUUCGGCUCGAUGGUCAUCCCUCGGAACAUUCUCAUCUUUGUAAUGUUACUAGUCGUUUGGUCCUCGGAAUCCCACAAUUCCACUGGCAGCCCACACUUGUUAAUAAAUUCCCAUUUCCACUUGCGUAUGCUCUUUUCAAAGUAUGAAAGAAACGGGAGUAUUUGCGUUCAUGGUCUCGACAAACUUAUUUGGAAUAUUAGGCACCCGGAGAGACAGUGUUUCACGGCUAAGGACAUCGUAAAAGGCACAUUGAAAGCAGAUACGCUAAAGGAAGUCCUGCCUACACUUGUUUAUGAUCUUGUUGAUCACAACUGCUCAAUGGUUUUGGAUGAUCAUCGUGACCAUCAUGACCACCAUGAUGAGCUAGUCCCUCGCCAGGAUUGGAAGGUUUGGGGUGCAAGCAUCGGCGCUGUUGUCGUUAUAAGCAUAUCUGGCCUGGUUGUUGUCGCACUCGUCCCGUUGAUAUCGAGGAAAAUAUUCAGUGUUGUUGGGCAAUUUCUUAUCGCAUUAUCUGUCGGUUCUCUGAUUGGAGAUGCAUUUUUGCAUUUGAUCCCUCACGCUCUUUUGUUGGACGAAACAGGAAGCCAUGGUCAUUCGCACCAUUCUCAUGAUGAAGAAGGUACUAGUCAACAUGACGCGUUUGUGUGGAAGUCAAUGAUUGUCAUUUUGGGCAUCUACGCCUUCUUUUUAACGGAACGCCUUACCAUCAUUGGUCAAAACAGCACUUUUAUGCGCAAAUUGAGGCGCAAUCAAAAACUAGCUUCAAAACCUGUGGCACCUGAAGAGAUGUCCGGUCCGGUAGUCAAUGCUGGCGCCUCCUUGCCGAACCGAUCAUCUAGCAGUACACCACUUACUCCGAGCACUCAGCCCUUUGUCAAUUUGAAUCACCUCACAUCCGAUCAAAACGCCUGUGCUAAUCUCCUUGGUGAUGCGGAUGGCUCUUGCGGUAUGACUGAAAUGUCUGCAUCCAGCCACCUCUGCAACCGCCCACCCUCCAGGCCUCUUAGUAACGCUCAGUGUUCCGAAUUCCUCACCGAUGGUAAGGGCACUAUUGCCAACGGUUUGCAAGGGCAUGUAGAGAACAACCGAGCAGAUCUGCUGCUUUCUCAACAGUCACACCAACUCAAUCUCGGUGUUACUAACAAUGCUGUCUCCUUGACUCUUGAUGAGGGUGCAGGUGAUCCCUUGAAACAGACAAAAACUGACAGCGGCGAUGAUUUGGGGGAGACACGAUCGCUGGACAAGAGUUACCAUGACGGCGAUCAUGAGCAUCAUGAACACGGUCACCGUCACCACCACCAUCACCCGCACGGCCACGGACACCACUACAGGAAGCCCCAUGGGCACCACCACGGCCACAGUCAUGAUCUGAGCUCGGUGAAGGCCAUCGCGUGGACCAUCAUUGCGGGUGAUGGGCUGCACAACUUUUGCGACGGUAUCGCCAUAGGCGCCUCCUUCGCAGAGAGUCUUCAGGGCGGUCUUUCUACCUCACUGGCCGUCCUCUGUCACGAGCUACCUCACGAGCUCGGGGACUUUGCAGUUCUGCUGCACGCUGGCAUGUCGGUGAAGGCAGCUCUUUUCUACAACACUCUCUCAAGUAUCCUCUGCGCGGCUGGCAUGGUGCUUGGUGUCCUGCUUGGCUCUAUGCCCUCAGUAAAUCUUUGGCUCUUCCUCAUUACCGCUGGCAUGUUCGUCUACAUCGCACUUGUCGAUAUGAUGCCGGAGUUGGCAACCACUCACUUGAGCGGUCACCCUCACUGUCACACUCCCAGCAUCUUGUUCUUUUGGCAAAAUGUUGGCAUGAUCAUCGGCGUCGCCAUCAUGCUGAUCAUAGCGAAGUUUGAAGGAGCUAUGUGA